Molecule: messenger RNA, 1297 nt
Organism: Phaethon lepturus (White-tailed tropicbird)
Lineage: Eukaryota; Metazoa; Chordata; Aves; Phaethontiformes; Phaethontidae
Gene: CASP8
Product: caspase 8, apoptosis-related cysteine peptidase
Exons: 7
Biological process (GO): proteolysis; negative regulation of extrinsic apoptotic signaling pathway via death domain receptors
Molecular function (GO): cysteine-type endopeptidase activity; protein binding
Source: RefSeq, a predicted model, not a curated record
AUACCUGCUCUUUCAGCUGUCAGAAGACAUCACUGAAGAUGAGCUGAAGUCUUUCAAGUUUCUUUUGGGGAAAGAAUUACCAAAAUGCAGGCUAAACCCUAAAAUUACAAUGCUCGACGUUUUCAUUGAAAUGGAGAAGAAGGGGAUUUUGGGAGAAGACAACCUAAAUAUCCUGAAGAGUCUCUGUGCAGAAAUUAACACCAGCCUGUUGAAGAGAAUUGAAGAAUAUGAAUUAAACCUAUUUGGUGGAGAAGAAAUGCUCAUUACAGAGGAACAGAGGGGCAGUACUGGAGGCCCUGAAGCCCAUGCCAGAUGGCUGGCAUCCUCUGUGGCACUUGAUUCUCCUGGCAGUUGGAAAGAAUCUUCCCAGCUUGAAGCUUACAAAAUGACUAGCCGACCCCGUGGAGUGUGCCUGAUCCUGAAUAAUCACAAUUUUGCAAAAGCCAGGGAAGCAGUGCCAGAACCCAAAAACAUGAAGGAUCGGAAUGGGACAGAUGUGGAUGCAGCGGCUCUAAGAAAAGUCUUUAGCAAGCUUCAUUUUACAAUAGCAGAAUACAGAGACCUCACCGCAGAGGAAAUCCGUAAGACUGUGAACAUCUACCGGUGCGAAGACCACAAGGACAAAGACUGUUUUGUUUGCUGUAUCCUGUCUCAUGGGAAAAAAGGCAUUAUAUAUGGUGUGGAUGGGCAGGAAGUACCUAUCCAGGAUCUGACCACUUCUUUCACUGGAGAGAAUUGCCGCUCACUUGCUGGAAAACCAAAAGUCUUUUUUGUUCAGGCCUGCCAAGGUGAUGUUUGCCAGAAAGGUGUGACCAUCGAAACAGAUUCUGGAGAGCAAGAUUCUUCUGUAGAAAUAGAUGCAAGAUUUCAGCUCGACUGCAUCCCUACAGAGGCAGACUUCCUCUUGGGCAUGGCUACCCUGCAAGAUUAUGUUUCCUACAGAAGCCCAAGGCAGGGGACCUGGUACAUACAGGCUUUGUGCCAGCACUUGGAGUACAGCUGUCCUCGAGGAGAAGAUAUUCUCACCAUCCUGACAGCAGUGAAUCAAGAGGUGAGCAGAAAGAGUGGCAAUCAGAAUGCAGAGAAGCAGAUGCCACAGCCCAGUUUCACACUGAGGAAAAAGCUCAUCUUUCCUGUCAACUAAAUGGGAGGGAACUGAAUGGAAGAGGGAGCUGCAGCAGCCUGGUAUCAGCUAAGAAUUUGGUAAAACGUAACAGACGUGCAGUGGCUGCUCUUCGCACAAGAGCAAAUGUUUUUAUUGAAAAUACAGCCAAGGAGCAAAAGCCUUAAGAAAUUU